AUGGUCACCCUCCUCCUCCUCCUCGUCAUCAUCAACAUCGACAUCAUCAUCAUUCUAAAAGUCAAUAUCUUCAUUAUCAUCAUCGGCAUCAACAUCGACAACAUCAUCCUCAUCAACACUUUAAAAACUGAGCUCACGCUGUUUAAAGUGAACAUGGAACAUGCCGAUGCCUUGUGCUUGUCGUCACCGGAAAACAGCUCGAGGAUGAACAACUCCAGCUCCACCUCCGGAGGUGAAGGUGGAGGUGAAGGUCAUGAUGACCCCCAACACCUCCUCCACCACCACCAGCACGGCAUGACGGUGCUCCACAGCACGGUGAAGAUGGUCCUCAUCUCCGCCAUCGUCUGCACCUCGCUCUUCGGCAACAUCGUGGUGCUCCUGGUGUUCCAGCGCAAGCCGCAGCUCCUCCACGUGGCCAACCGCUUCGUCCUCAACCUGCUCCUGGCCGACCUCCUCCAGACCGUCCUGGUGAUGCCCUUCGCCAUCGCGGCGGCUGCCCCGGGCGUCUGGCCCCUGGACGCCAGGCUGUGCCAGGCCCUGGUGGUGCCCAUGCACCUCUUCGCCUUCACCGGCGUCAACACGAUCAUGGUGGUGUCGGUGGACCGGUACCUGGCCAUCAUCCACCCGCUGUCCUACCCGACGCGCAUGACGCCCCACCUGGGCACCAACCUGAUCGCCCUCACCUGGCUCCUGGCGGUGGUGCAGAGCACGCCGCCGCUCUACGGCUGGGGCUCCAUCGCCUUCGACCAGCACCACAACGCCUGCACGGUGGUCUGGUCGUCCAGCUGGUCCUACUCGGCGCUGCUGUCGGCGCUGUCCUUCUGGCUGCCGGUGCUGGUCAUGCUGGCCUGCUACUGGAUGGUGUUCAGGGCGGCGCGCCGGCAGAACGCCCUGGUGCACCCCAUACAGCAGGCCAACAACUGCAACAACCUGCGGCCGCCCGACUCACAGCAGCCAUCCCACUCAUCGGCAGACGGCUCCUCCACCACGACCGCCACCGCCACCGCCAGCAGCUACCCAGCACCCCGCACCCAGCGCAGGCGCUUCCACUACCACUGCAAGGCGGCGCGGGUGGUGUUUGUCAUCAUGGCCUCUUACAUCAUCAGUAUGGGCCCCUACAGUGUCGUCAGCACUGUAGCCAUGUGCUCCAGUCCCCACGCAGUGCCGCCCUGGCUGCACUCGCUAGCUCUCAUCCUCUUUUUCCUGCAGUGCUGCCUGCACCCCUACAUCUACGGCUACAUGCACCGCAGCGUGCGCAAGGAGUUCCUGGCUCUGCUGUGCGGCUCCCUCUGCAGGCCCGGAGGUGGAAGAGGCGGCCAGGGCGGCAGGGGUGGUGGGGGCGGCUCGGGAGCUGUGGAUAGCUGCUUUACCGUGACGGAUGGCCGUCUCGGCCACCAGGGUGCCCGCGUGUGCCCGCUACGGACUUGGGAGGAGGGUACUGUUUCGUCCUCCUCGCCCCCCACAACGGAGAGGAGGAGGUCCAGGGAUAGUCGUAAGGAGACCACCUCCAUCAGUCUGAGUUCUGACAGGGAGCUGACAGUACCGGUAGUGGAUUAAGGAAUAAAAACCACUGGGAAAAAAUGUUUUGGAGGCCUUUCCAAGGAGGACUUGAAAAUUGCGGUGGCCCACUGAUCCAUGGGCCUACUACUUGGCCCACCUAGUACAACACAAAUAGACUGUGAGCAGCAUACAGCAAGUGACCACAAUGUUGACAAGAAGCAGUUGCAGCUGGUUGUGCUGUUGGCUGUACGUAAGUGAACUGCUUCUGUGUGCACUGUGCACAUGUGUACUGUACGUAGGUGAGACAAAAGUAAAUGAUCAGUCAAUGGAUCAUAAAAUAAAUGCCCAGAUCUGAAUGAACUUUUUAAAACAGGAAGAUGAGCUAAUGAGGGAAAAUAACAUCACCUGUGUUGGAGAGCCAAAGGACUUUGACUUUCCUGUAUAGGUAUGUCUGAAGUGGG
Molecule: messenger RNA, 1961 nt
Organism: Engraulis encrasicolus (European anchovy)
Lineage: Eukaryota; Metazoa; Chordata; Actinopteri; Clupeiformes; Engraulidae
Gene: gpr101
Product: G protein-coupled receptor 101
Exons: 6
Coding region: 1-1557 (518 amino acids)
Biological process (GO): G protein-coupled receptor signaling pathway
Cellular component (GO): plasma membrane; recycling endosome
Molecular function (GO): G protein-coupled receptor activity
Source: RefSeq, a predicted model, not a curated record